CAUAAACGAGCAACUCAGUCCAAGGUGAAAAUAGAACGUGCCAAAUUUCCAAAUUUUAUAAUUUUUGUUUAAUUUCAAAUAAUUGAACAGGAUGGCAACUGAUAAUGUGAGCAAUACCAGCGACUCUGAACUUUGUGUGGUUUGCUACAAAAAAGUCGAGAUCUAUUCUAUAGGCAUUUGCGAUCAUGCAGUCUGUUUUGAAUGCUCCACCAGAAUGAGGAUUUUGUGUAAGCAAAAUGAAUGUCCCAUAUGUAGGAGGGAAUUACCCAAGGUCAUCUUUACCAAAAACAUUGAGCCUUACUCCAUUAUCUACCCACGCUAUGAACGUUCUAACCUUCAAGAAGCUAAAUUUGGCAUACUGUUUUGCACAACAGAGAUUCAAAAGGCCUAUCAAAAACUCCUUGAGCAUAAGUGCCACAUAUGCGAAAGAAAUGGACAAAACUGGUCUUUUAAAUCAUUUGUACAGCUCAGGGAUCACAUGAGAAGGGAACAUGAGAUGUUUUAUUGUGAUAUCUGCAGCGAACAUUUGAAAAUUUUCAGUUUUGAAAGGAAAUGCUAUACUAGAGCCGAGCUGGGGUAUCAUAGAAGAAAAGGGGAUAAGAAUAACACUUCCCAUAGGGGCCAUCCUCUUUGUGAAUUUUGCGAUAUGCGUUUCAUGGACAGCGAUGAUCUGUUUAGACAUUUGCGGAGAAAUCACUUGUUUUGUCACUUUUGCGACGCAGAUGGCAAAAAUCAGUAUUACAAUUGUAUGGAUGAACUUAUUAGACAUUUUAAAGCUGAACAUUUCUUAUGCGAAGAGGGAGAGUGUAAAAGUGUGCCUCUAGCAGCAGUGUUUAGAACUGAUAUUGAUUUAAAAGCUCAUAUUACAACAGAGCAUAGCAGGUUUAUGAGUAAGUCUGCUAACAGACAAGCCAGGACUUUAGAGUUAGAGUUCCAUAUGACGCCUAGGCCAAGAAGCGAUAAUGUGAGGACUAAACGGAAUAACGAACGCAGAGAUAGAUAUGAGACUGAUAACUUCUAUUCUUAUGAACCGGGAGGGGCUGAGGGUGGUGGGUUAGGGGGUCCUCAGCCUCAAGUGUUUGUCAACCCCUUAACAUCGGACCAGUUUCCUGCGCUCGGGGGCAGUUCUGGUGGCAAUUCUAAUAUUACUUUAGUAACCAAUAAAAACUACACUAAAUUUAGCAGUGGGGCAUUUAACAGUAAUGACUUUCCUUCAUUGGGAGGCUCUAAUAGUCGUCCGUCGCCGGCGGUAACAAUCAGAGCAAAUUCGGCAACUGGAUCGUCUGCACCCGAAGUUACGAUCACUAGGACCGUCCGCAAUCCGCAGCCCACGCAGACACAAAAAGAGAAUUUCCCAGCGUUGGGAGGUGGAUCUAGUAAGUCUUCGGGCAGCAGUACUGUUAGAUUAAGUGUAAAUAGCGCAAGCAAUAGCAGCAACUCUCAACAACCACCUCCGAAAGUCUCAAUUAAGGUAAACCAAAAAUCGAAUGGAGCAAUAAGUACACAUAUAACUGCAUCGACCUCAUCGCAAUCUCGUACAACUGAAGCAUUUCCGAGUCUCGGUAAAUCCAAACAACCAAUUGUGCCUACGGCCCAGUGGCGAGUACAACAUAAAAAUAAAAAGCCGGACGAACAAAAAGCAAACAAGGUGGCCCCUUGUCCGGUUCUGGAACCGUCUGAUAUUAAUUCUUUUCCCAGUUUGUCCAAAACGAAAAAUGAUAAGGUUAAGAAGACCUCGAGUGUCACUGUGCCUGUGGACAGCUGGGUGAAUUUGAAUACCAUGAAUAGUAAUUUGAAAAACGGGAAAAAGUCGGAUCAGAACUUAGUUGAAAAUGGUGCGCAGAGCAGCAACGGCAAUAUCAAAGGCAGUGGAGAUAGCAGCUCAGACAAGAAAAAAACGGACUCGACAAACAAAAAAUCCAAUUCAAACAAAGGGCCAUCUGAAAAAAGUUUAGCAGAUGGCAGGUCAAAACUGGAUGCGAAGUUAGAAAACCUCACUUUUGUCGAAUAUAAGAAACCUGAUGAAGGUACUAAAACAGACGACAAUAACAAAAAAUCUAAAAAAAAGAAAGAUAAAACAAUAGCGGAGACGAAAACUGAAGAGCCGACCAAAAAUGAAAUAAAAGAGGAUAACAAUAAAAACGGCAUGACGAAAAAGCGCUCAGAGUUAAAAAUAGGAAGUCUAAUAAACUCGAACAAUAAUAAUGAUUUCCCUAGUUUAGGAGGUACUAAGCCGCCUCCUGGUUUCACCUCCAAACCCGCUUCAGUUAAACCACCACCUGGCUUUAAUAAUUCGAGUUUUCCACCUCUUAGCUUCUCAAAUGAUCUAACAUUCACAAACUCUAGUGGGCAAAGUUACGCGAUAAGUCCAACUAGUAGCCAUGCAUACAAACAACCGCUCAAUUUUCAAAAUCGAAACCAAAACCUUAUAAAAUCCUUUAUGGAGGUAUUGAAUAAUAAUGAUUCGAUAAAGGAAUUUAAAAGUUUAUCAGAUAAGUUCAGGAAAGGCGAAAUCAAAGCCAAACAAUACUACGAUCAUUGUAAGAAAAUAUUAAACAAUAAAUUAGACGAUUUGCUUCCGGAAUUACUCGUUUUAUUGCCGGAUAUUGACAAACAACAGGAAUUGUAUCAACAAAUCAGCGGAAAGUGCAAAGAAAAAUUGUUGAUAUGUGAAAAUUGUGGACAGAUUAUUUUUAAAUGGGAGCUAAGUGAACAUUAUAAUCACCACAGGUUGGAAAACCACUUUCCCUCAUUGGGUUCUGCUCAGCAAAUCGAUUCGGCAUGGAAAAAGUAGUUAUGUUAACUCUGGUAAAGUGUAAUUGAUAUUUAGGUUAAUUAAAAAUUCAGGCUGACUAUUAAUGUGUAUGUUUUAAAUUGAGUAACUUUUCGUAAGUUCCUGUUUAUUAUAAUUGGAAUUGCAACUUUAAUGAUUUAUUAGUUUCUUUUGCUAUUUUACUAUGUAAUAAAUUUUGCUUGGGGAAUGGACUGCAUCUACAUUUUAAAUGUUUUUUCUUCUGAACGAACACAAAUUUAUUUAUAGAUUGAAGAAAUGUGAUUUUUAUUUUUGUCUUUGAUUAAUAAGCGUUUUGUUGAUCACAAUCAACAGUACGGUGUUGUGUGUAUUUUAGAAAUUUGAUACUAAUUUCAUAAAAUAAACCAUAGAGUACAUAGAUAUGUACCUACUAAGUAUUUGUAAUACUAUUUUUUUAACACAAGUAAUUUUAAGAAACAUGUUACCACAUUAUAAUAAUUUUUGUAUAAUAGUUUUCGUUUGGAAUGAAGAAUUAUAAGGUCCGAAAAGUCUGGUUGUAAAAUACAGAGCAAUAAACUUUUAAUUGUUAAACGUAAGUUAUGUUACUAAACCAAAAAAGGACAGCGUCGUAACUUUAAGUUAUUCAUGACAGUUAAUUUGAAGAAAAUAUAUUUUGUAGUUUGAUGGUUUUAAAAUACUGUUUUAAAACAGUAGUAAAAUUGACGUGUGAUUAUUAUCAGUUAGAAGUCUAAUGCCCUCUAUUUUACGGAACAAGUUUUUUAAACAAUGGCUUAAUAGAUUUACUUGCUCCCGUAAUCUUGGGGUACAUUCUGUGUAAAUGCGUUUUAAAAUUUUUAUGAAAAUCCUUUACGUUUACAUUAUUUUUGCAAGUAUCGGAAAUGUAAAAAUGUAUAUAAAUGUACUAUAACUCGUUUGUUAAGAAAUCACUUCGAUUUUUUUAAUAUCUAAUAAAUUAUUUUCUUUAAAA
Molecule: messenger RNA, 3740 nt
Organism: Anthonomus grandis grandis
Lineage: Eukaryota; Metazoa; Arthropoda; Insecta; Coleoptera; Curculionidae
Product: E3 ubiquitin-protein ligase ZNF598
Exons: 8
Coding region: 92-2794 (900 amino acids)
Biological process (GO): protein ubiquitination; rescue of stalled cytosolic ribosome
Molecular function (GO): ubiquitin protein ligase activity; ribosome binding
Source: RefSeq, a predicted model, not a curated record